AACCGGUAAUAUGAAAUACAUGGCGGAUCUUGAUAUUGUCCCGCGUGAAAACGAAAUUUGUCGGUGACGAGCUCUUUUUCCACUCACCAAAUUCAGAGCAAAAGUCUUAUCAGAUUGGGGGAGAGGUAGACGAUACCAUUUCUCGUCGCUCUGGCACAGAUCCAACUUCCCCACUUCUUUUAUUAGGGUUUGUUCCAUUAACUUCCAAUCUCAACCAACCAUUUUCUUAAUCACACUUCCCCUUAAUUAAUCAGGGAACGUUGGGGAAAAGGGUGAAUAAGGAAACAGAUCUUGAGACAAGCUCCAGAUUUUCCACCUCCCCAACACACCCAUUGGCCAUUGCAUUGCUCCCCAUUGCCGCAAUGUAUUAUGCUUGAGCUGGAUCUUGGUUCCCGAGCAAUCUAGGCGUGGCAUUUACGCAAUAGCUGAGCAUUGCGCAAGAUGGGCGAGAAAUCGAGGUCUAGAGGGUGCUGUGGAUGGUUUCUGGUGUUGGUAAUUCUUGGCUUGGUAGCUGGUGCUAUAGUAUUCGCAGUCAAGAAGAAGAUGAGUCACUCUGAUGAUGAGGCAGCUCCAGUUCCAGGACCGCCUGGUGCCAUCGAGAAGAAAUACUCCGACGCUCUCAAGAUGGCCAUGAAGUUUUUCGAUGUGCAGAAGUCUGGUGAGUUGGUAGAUAACGGAAUAUCUUGGAGAGGAGAUUCGGGGUUGAAAGAUGGAAGUGAAGCGAAAUUGGAUCUGUCUAAAGGGAUGUAUGAUGCUGGGGAUCAUAUGAAGUUUGGUUUCCCAAUGGCUUUUACUGCAACAGUGUUAUCUUGGUCCAUUCUUGAGUAUGGAGAUCAGAUGGAUGCAGUGGGUCAAUUGGAUCCUGCCAAAGAUUCUCUCAAGUGGAUUACCGACUACCUCAUUAAUGCUCAUCCUUCAAAAAAUGUGCUUUACAUUCAGGUCGGGGAUCCGAAGGUAGACCAUGGCUGUUGGGAUAGACCUGAAACCAUGACUGAGAAGAGGCCACUCAGACAGAUUAACGCCUCUGUUCCAGGAACAGAGGUAGCAGCAGAAACUGCUGCAGCUAUGGCUGCAGCUUCUCUUGUUUACAAGGAAACUAAUCCCUCCUAUUCAAGCACGCUUCUUAAGCAUGCCCAAGAGUUGUUUUCUUUUGCUGAUGAGAAUCGAGGUUUGUACAGUAUCAGCAUUCCUGAAGUCCAAACCUACUACAAUUCAUCAGGAUAUGGAGAUGAACUUUUAUGGGCUGCGAGCUGGCUGUACCAUGCGACAGAGGAUGAAUCCUUCCUCGAUUAUGUGACUGGAGACAACGGGAAAUUGUAUGCGAAAUGGGGCAGUCCCACCUGGUUUAGUUGGGAUGACAAGCAUGCAGCAACCCAAGUUUUAUUGUCUCGGUUAAGCUUCUUCGGCUCGAAAGAUGUUUCAAAGUCAGUUCAAGUUUACAAGAAAACAGCUGAGGCUGUCAUGUGUGGCCUAAUACCAGAGUCUCCAACAGCGACAACAAGCAGAACAGAUAAUGGUCUCAUAUGGGUGAGCGAGUGGAACUCUCUGCAGCAUCCUGUGUCUUCAGCAUUCUUGGCUGCUCUUUACAGUGAUUACAUGCUUACCUCUAGAACUCCAAAAUUGUCUUGCAGCGGGGAUUCCUUCACACCAGCAGAUCUAAGAAAAUUUGCCAAAUCUCAGGCUGAUUAUGUGUUGGGCGAAAAUCCUUUGAAAAUGAGCUAUCUUGUGGGAUACGGUGACAAAUUCCCAAAGUAUGUCCACCACAGAGGUGCAUCAAUCCCAGCUGAUGCCGAAACCAAGUGUAAGGACGGGUUUAAGUGGCUCGACUCAACCAAACCCAACCCAAAUGUAGCUUCUGGAGCUCUCGUGGGUGGACCGUUCCUUAACGAAACAUAUAUCGACUCACGAAACAAUUCAAUGCAAGGGGAACCAAGCACAUACAACAGUGCUCUCAUCGUCGGCCUGCUAUCGAGUUUAGUUACUACCUCCUCGGCAGUGCAGUCCUUCGCCUAAAACAGCUCGUAUUUUUCCAUAUAUAUACGUAUAAAUCUAUAUUUGUGAUUUUAUUAUAUCUUGUAGCUGAUAUAUUUAGUGAAGCGAGCUGUUUCGAUAAUCCUUAUUUGAAACGAUGAUGGGAUGUAAUUCUUUAUUUGAGUGAUAUGUUUUGGCGUUUGUUGUUGCACA
Momordica charantia (bitter melon) is the source of this 2184-nucleotide messenger RNA. Its product is annotated as endoglucanase 10. Gene Ontology annotation, biological process: carbohydrate metabolic process. Lineage: Eukaryota; Viridiplantae; Streptophyta; Magnoliopsida; Cucurbitales; Cucurbitaceae. The record is from RefSeq and is a predicted model, not a curated record. Gene Ontology annotation, molecular function: hydrolase activity, hydrolyzing O-glycosyl compounds.